Messenger RNA from Lampris incognitus (smalleye Pacific opah), 2243 nucleotides. RefSeq names its product ADAMTS like 5 (gene adamtsl5). The record is from RefSeq and is a predicted model, not a curated record. Gene Ontology annotation, cellular component: extracellular matrix. Gene Ontology annotation, molecular function: metalloendopeptidase activity; protein binding. The transcript has 13 exons. Lineage: Eukaryota; Metazoa; Chordata; Actinopteri; Lampriformes; Lampridae. Gene Ontology annotation, biological process: extracellular matrix organization. Bases 65 to 1768 code for a protein of 567 amino acids.
CAAGAACAAAGUUGCACCUGACCGCGAAUGAAAGAUAUCCGACCUGUUUGCAAGAGGACCUACUAUGUCAUCCCUAUGUACCAGGAAGCUGACUCUAUGCCAGGCGCUGACCUUUCUCUUGCUGCUGGUCCCUCCUGUUUGCCCCUCCUCCCCACAGAGUUCUUCCUGGGUUUCCGUGUGGGGCCCUUCUGUGGGCACCUCUCUCAGGCGUCUGGCGCGCGCCCGACGGCAGCUGCACUUCAGGAAUGAAUGGGCCUCAUGGAGCGGCUGGUCGGUCUGCUCACGCACCUGUGGAGGUGGAGCCUCCAUCCGCACUCGCACCUGCAUCACCAAGAACCCUUUGGGCGGACCCUGUGCCGGAGACCCCAGACAGUACAAAAUUUGCAACACAAAGGAGUGCCCCCCAGGUUCUCUGGAUUUCAGAGAUAUGCAAUGUGCAGCCUACAAUGACAGGCCACUGGUGGCUGGAAUCGCCUACAAAUGGACCACAUUCCAUGGAGGGUCAAACCCAUGUGAGCUGAGCUGCCUGGCCCUCGGUCACAACUUCUACUACAACUUCGGCCGUGUGCUAGACGGUACACCCUGCAGCCAAGAGCCAGGGGCCCGCUGCGUCAAUGGCCGCUGCCUUAAGCCAGGUUGUGAUCUGGUCCUUGGCUCUCAGCAGCAGCAGGAUGCCUGUAUGGUUUGUGGAGGACAGAACACAACAUGCCUCCAUCACAGGAGUGUGUACCAGAGCAAUGGCCAGGAGGCAGAGGGCCCUUUUGGAUACAAUGAGGUGGCCAUGAUACCAGCUGGAGCUACGCAUAUUCGAGUUACUGAUAACAGCAGAAAUUACUUAGCACUCCAGAAUGGUCGCUCCCAGUUCGUUAUCAACGGGAACUGGAAGAUCAGCGUUCCUGGGGAAUACAGCGUGGCGGGAACCAAACUGGUGUACCGUCGCUCAGCUGACACCUGGGAGAGCUUCGAAGUGCCGGGACCGACCCAGGAGGACUUGCAUGUGAUGGUGCUGGCGACAGACACGAACACAGGGAUAGAGUAUGAGUACUGGCUACCACCAGACCGCUACGCUCUCUACCACGGUAGGAGGAGUUCUCUCCGUCAACCUCACCAUACUGCCAGUUACCUCUGGGCAGAGUCUUCCACCACCACAACAACCACGACCAUGACCACAACCACAACCACCCCCUGGCCUCGCCCUGUUACCUCCCUACCCCACUGGGCUCUCCCUGGAGGAGGCAAGCAUGUCAAGCCACCCCGUCGAAUUUCACACAACCCUUACCAGCACUCCCCCCGCCGACAUCUCCACCAGCCAGUCCUCCCACGGCUGGAGAGGGAGGAGAACCACAGAAAUCUCCUCCCUCAACCCCCAGCCAGAGGGCAUUGCAGGAAGUGUAGGCAUGUUCGAGGUCGAGGGGAGCGCCAGAGGCAGUAUUGUCAAAAGGACUUUGUUUUCCGGGCCAAAAUCCUCGCAAAACUGUACCUGGGUGAAGAGACGCGUUAUGACGUCCAGAUCAUCCACACCUACCGCAACCGCUUCCGCCUGGAGCACCGCGAGUUCCUGUGGGUCCCCAACGUGUGUGACUGCCCCCAUGUGGAGGAGGGGCGUCAGUACGUGAUGAUGGUGCGUCUUCAUGUCAAUUACGAGGAGACCCUGAACCGCAUUCUGCUGGAGGAGGACAGCUACGUGGUCCCAUACAGACCCAGAGAGGACUCCCUGCUGCUGCCCCUGAGGGAGCUGUGCGGGAAUAGGGGACCAAAGCGGAACUGAGAGGAAGCCGUGUGACACACAAACAGUACAUCAUCUUCACAACGAGCUACGCGCGCUCUCUCUCUCUCUCUCUCUCUCUCUCUCUCUCUCUCUCUCUCUCUCUCUCUCUGUGCGUGUGCGUGUGCGUGUGCGCGCGUGUGUGUGUGCGCGCGCGCGCGUGUGUGUGUGUGGUCCACAUAAGAGGAUGAAUCUCAUGCUAACUGAAGCGUAUAGCUCUCUCGUUAACCUCUAAUUGUUUCGGGACCUUCUUAGGAUUUUCAGACUUGGCGAGAGUUGAUCCAGCACACCAGAAUUUCAAAGUGGCGUUUGGUGGAGUAAAGGCCUCUGGCGGGAUCUUUAAGGGACCGCGUUCAACAGGAUUUUUACCCAUAUGAAUGGCGCCACAUUAAGAAAACAAAACGACUGUUUGCUUUAUUUAAAAGAAGCUGACCAGCUUACCACAUGUAGCACUUUAGGUGGUUACUGACGCCCACCU